CAAAGACAAAGGAGAUUCUUUUCCGAAAUAUGGACCUUAAUUAAUCAGCAUCCCUGAGAUUUAACAUAUAAUUAAAUGUCGUUGGCCACAUUGCUACGAAAUUUUGCCCCCCAAUCUCUCCCCUAAUCUUAUGGAGAAGCUAACGAGACAUUUCUAAGCUGAGUACAACCCAACCCCUAGAAAAUUCCAUACAUUUUUGGGAACACCAAUCAGCAGUCGGCUACAUACGAAUUAGUUUUGGGGAGGAAAACUGGUGGAAAGAGCAAACACAACAGUGGAUCCUAACCUCUAAAUGACAAUACAAGAUAUCACAUGCGAACUUGAACGUUUGUUGACAUUUUGAAUGCAAAACAACUACCAAGAGGAUGAGUCACGUGGUGGUAAUAAGGGGCUACAAGCCUGGAGAUGAAUUACACUGUCGUGAUAUGAUAAAAGACGUUAUUAUGGCAUCCUUCACGACUGCUUUCAUCGCCAAUUUGUUGAAGGAAGCAACAUUUCAAUUGAUGCUUCUUUGUGCUGCUAUCAUGUUCAUAUUUUUUGGACUACCUUUGUCCGUUUGUUUACUCGUCAUACCAAUUGUUGUAGUUAUCAUUUAUGCUGGAACUUAUCUUGGCUUUGUUAUGAUUGCCGCCGAGGCUAAUCAAGAGAUAACCAACGUGCCCAGAAUGUACAUGUCCAAUGCAUUUUCCUGCUUCUGGGUAGCAGAAGCUUUUCAACCGCAUCUGAUGAUGAGGUCCCCGAAAGACUACCAUUACACAGUGAUGACUGAGAAACAAUUUCGCGAGGGAAACGUCGAUGUAUCCUCGCUGGCGAGAAAAAUAGUGGGCACAGUGGGGCUCUUAAAGAGCUACAAGGUCCAUAAAGGGGCCUGGAUAAAGCGUCUGUACGUCGAGGAAAAAUAUCGGAGAAAAGGAAUUGGGACUUUGCUGCUGAGCACUGCUCUGCAUUUUGCUAUUAACGAGGGCUACAGCUGUGCAGACCUUCUGGUGUCUGAGUACGCCGAGGGAGGACGAGAGCUUUGCUCCAAGAGUGGCUUCGACCUGAAGCAGAUGUACCACAGACAGGUCGUUGGGCCGAUGGUCAAUUAUCUGCUGUAUGAGCUGACGUAUCAGAUUAAAGACGAAAACGAUUACUGCAGUCGAGGGGAUACGAAGAGUAUGUUGAAGAUGCUGUAAUGGUGCUCCACGAUUUCUUUGAAAAACUGAUAUCUUUGAGGUAUUCUAUUCAAUUUUGGGUUUAGCCAAGUUCUAUCAAAAAGUAUGCAAUCAUUUCAUGUUUGUUGUUAAUGGAUAUUAUUUUUUUUAAAGUUAGACAUUGAUAAAUUCAAGAUGAUUGAGGGAGAAAAAAUGAAAACUGAAAAUGGUUUUCAAUCUCCUGGAAUUUUCAUUAAGGAAUUUUAAAAGGUUUAUGAAGGAUGAAAGAAGAAUAAUUAAAUUCAUAAGUUGAUAAUUAGUAAUAAUUAUCAAUGAUUCAAUGAAAAAAUAUCGCUAAGCAUAAUUUUUAAUAGAAUUACCAUGAAAAUUUGAAUUUCUUUUUAAUGACUGCGAGUUAUUAAUCCCGAGACGAACAAAUAUGUUUUUUUCUCAAUUGUAAUUGAACGAACUGAUGGAAAGAGCUGAAAAGUCGGAGUGAAAGAAAAUUUGAAUCUGUUUCAUCAGAUUUUUAUAUUGAACAAAAAAAAUUUAUUGCAUCAUCACAAUUAUUCAAAUCAUUUUAAUGAGGUGAAGAUUCAGUAUUAAAGUUUAAAAAUUCACUUUAUUUCUAUUUUACAUGAUAAAUGAAUAACUUUUAUACGAAAUAUAUAUUUUUUACAUUCCUAGA
Molecule: messenger RNA, 1821 nt
Organism: Diachasmimorpha longicaudata
Lineage: Eukaryota; Metazoa; Arthropoda; Insecta; Hymenoptera; Braconidae
Product: N-acetyltransferase family 8 member 3-like
Exons: 2
Coding region: 366-1175 (269 amino acids)
Molecular function (GO): N-acetyltransferase activity
Source: RefSeq, a predicted model, not a curated record